AUGCAAUGUCUCUCUAUUCAAGGUUUGUCUUCAUCGGGAGGUGGUUCUGUUGGUGGUGAUGGAGUUGGUAACAGCAGUGGAGCUUCACGAGCACUUGUAAAGGAUAGGUUGAAGAUCUUCAGUGGUCAGUUUGAAGAGCUUCAUCAAAGACAAUCUCAAUGGACCGUUCCUGACACAAAGCUUAGAGAAUCUCCCAGACUUGCAGUUGUUGAAGUCUUGUUUCCUGCAUACAGAUCUUUCAUUAAACGUGUUGGGAAGAAUCCCCACAAGUACAUAAGGUAUUCAGCAAAGGAUCUUGAUCGGAUGCUUGGUGAAUUUUUCGAGGGUAAGACAUUGAACGAAGCAAGAUGA
This is a messenger RNA of Lactuca virosa, 351 nucleotides long. Lineage: Eukaryota; Viridiplantae; Streptophyta; Magnoliopsida; Asterales; Asteraceae. The record is from the annotation of a GenBank genome assembly.